AUGCAAUGGCUGUCGCUUAAUUCCUUACAGCCAACCCUACCGGACCACUGCACACCACAGAACGACUUCCUCCUCCGCUUCUCGAGCGCGUUCCACACCUGCGUUCCUACACCUCUAGCCUUUACGUCGAACCUCCUCGGCGCCCUCAGCAUCGUCGCCUGGUUAUUCGCCCAACUACCGCAGAUAUACAAGAAUUGGACGUUGCAGAGCACGAGUGGACUGUCGAUAUUCUUCCUCGUAGAGUGGUGUUUAGGUGAUCUGGGGAAUUUGCUAGGUGCACUAUUCACGCAUCAGGCUUCAUGGCAGGUCGCAAUCGGGUCAUACUACGUUUUUGUGGAUUUGUGUCUGGUGGGACAAUGGCUCUGGUUUGAGAAGUUGAAGCACGGACAUCCGGUGUUUAGGGUGUGGAGAAGAGGAGGACAACAAGGAGAUGGCGAUGACGAUGGGAGUAGUGGGACCAUGGAACAAGUCGUGAUUGAAGGUAUGGACGUUCUGAGCCAGAGUGAUAGCAGAGAAGAAGAUGAAGUUGACAAUGUUGAAGGAGAGGAUACGAGGAAAUCGGCGACGAGACCGAAGAUUAUCUUUCGAGCGCCGACGUUCCAGAAACAACGAGAUGAGAAGAACGAGAAGGGCUCUGGAAGCCUCGCUGGAACGCCGAGUGGAGGAAACACGAUCCAUCGACUAGGCACAUCCUCCUCACCCAUGCCCUCCCCUUCACCGCGAACAAUGCUCUUCAUCGCCUGCCUAGUCGCCAUGGCCCACGCCUCGCCCAUCUCACACACCCCAGGCCGCAGUCUCGAACCCUUCGCCCGCGGCCCAACAAAACUCGAACAAGCCGGCACGAUCCUCUCCUGGAUGUCCACCUUCCUCUACCUCGGCUCCCGCCUCCCCCAACUGAUAAAGAACUACCGCCGAAAAUCCACCGCCGGCCUCUCACCACACCUCUUUAUCGCCGCCUUCUGCGGAAACCUCUUCUACUCCUCCGCCAUCCUAACCAACCCCUGCGCCUGGGACUCCUUCGCCGCAUACGGCGGUGGAGGCUGGGUAGGACCCGAAGGCAGCGAUCGGGCGACAUGGAUUCUAGCGGCUUUGCCGUUUUUCUUGGGGGCUUUUGGGGUGUUGGGACUGGAUGCGAGUGUUGGGGUGCAGUUUUUGGUUUAUGGGGAGGGGAGCGAGAAGUUGGUUGUUGUGGAGAGGGAGGAGGAGGGGAGGAAGUGGCAUUGGAGGAGGGUCAGUGGGUGGAUGAGGGGGUGGGUGCCGAGUAUUAGCGAGGGGAAGGGGGGUGAGAGGGAGGAGUUGUUGGGGGAUGGGGAGCGGAGGGCAGAUGGGUAUGGGGGGUUAUGA
Molecule: messenger RNA, 1344 nt
Organism: Zasmidium cellare ATCC 36951
Lineage: Eukaryota; Fungi; Ascomycota; Dothideomycetes; Mycosphaerellales; Mycosphaerellaceae
Exons: 1
Coding region: 1-1344 (447 amino acids)
Source: RefSeq, a predicted model, not a curated record